UUGAGAAAAUCAAGUUUCGGUCAUUCUCGAACGAACAAUACUUUAAAAUCGACUUGAAAAGAAUCACUUGAUAGCCUGAAGUUUACUUGAACGAUUUUCUAGCAAGAAACUUAUGUUUUGUGUGAAUAACGAGGGACAGUGUUUGCAUAAAAUGAGAUUUUAAUGAACAACUCGACACAGUACAAAAGGAAGCCCAAUGUGAUAUAUUGAAGUCCUCGAAGCGGAAGCCAUGAAAUGGUCAAAAGCACUUUCUCUUGGUGAUUUAAGACUAGAAGCCGGUGACUGUAAAGGUGCAAUAAAAUAUUUUAAAAAGGCCCUGGUGAUUGCACAAAAGAAUGGAUCUAAAAAGGAAGAAUCAGAGUCUGAUGCACGACUAGGCAGCGUUUACCUUGAAAUAGAAAAUUAUCACGAAGCUGUUGAAUACUAUGGGAAGGGACUGGAAAUAGUACAAGAGACUGGUGACAAGAAACUAGAGUGUGAGAUUUGUUGUCACAUUGGUGAAGCGUGUGAAAAACUGGGAGAUUAUAAAAAGUUCAUGGAGUAUUCAAAACAAGGCUUCAAAGUUGCAAUUAGAAUCGGUGACUCUAGUCUAAUAGCAAUGUCGUAUAGAGGUCUUGGGCGUGCUUACCAUUGCCUGUGUGACUGUCAAAAUAGUAUUAAGUGCUAUAAAAAAGCUAUUUAUUUGUACAAACAACUAAAAAAUGACAAAGGAUUAGGGAUUUGCUAUUCAAACAUGUCAUUAUUGUAUCAAAUGCAAGGAAAGUUCCAUGAUGCAAUUCGUCUAAGAGAGGAGAGUUUUCUGAUAACUGUUAAAACUGGAAAUAAGGAAAGUCUAGCAGCUGAAUUAAAUAACUUGGGAACAAUGUAUGCAAGGCUGAAUAACAUUAAUAAGGCCACAGAAUUGUUGCAAAAAUGUCUUACUAUCAGCAAGGAGAUCAAUAGCAAAG
Molecule: messenger RNA, 947 nt
Organism: Exaiptasia diaphana
Lineage: Eukaryota; Metazoa; Cnidaria; Anthozoa; Actiniaria; Aiptasiidae
Product: G-protein-signaling modulator 2
Exons: 2
Molecular function (GO): protein binding
Source: RefSeq, a predicted model, not a curated record